CCUGAUUUGUUUUGAAUAUGAUAGCGAACGAGCACGAGCGAAUGCAAGUCGAACAAUACUGAGAUAUAUACAACUGUGAAGUUUAUUUUGUUCAGCAAGUCAUGGCGAAACAUGUAUACAACAGCGCUAAGACUUUUCGGCAGGCGUUCACUGUCCCAAACGCGCAGGCCUUGAAAUGGUUUCCGGGCCACAUGUUGAAAGGAAUGGAAAGGAUCCAGGCCACUCUAAAGGAUAUUGACUGUGUUGUAGAAGUUCACGACGCCAGAAUACCCAUCUCGGGACGCAACCCGAAUUUCAGGAAUAUCCUCAGCCUUCGUCCCCAUCUUCUGCUGCUGAACAAGGCAGACCUGGUUGACCUAAAUUCGUCUCAGAAGGAAACCAUCACGACCAUGCUACGUUCUGAAGGAGUGGACACUGUGUUUUUCACGGAUCUCAGACAAUUUCAACAGAACAAGUUCUUAAAAACGCGGAUCCUUCCGAAAAUAAUAGAACUGACUGAAUCGAGACCUCGCUUCAGCAGAGAAGGGCUGAACGAGUUCAAUAUUUUAGUGAUCGGUGUGCCGAACGUCGGCAAGUCAACAUUGAUCAACACGCUUCGUUGGGCAAACCUGGGGAGGAAAGGGAAGGCGAGUUCCGUUGGCGCCAUCGCAGGCGUCACUCGUAGUGUCAUGUCCAAGAUAAAAGUUAAGACAGAGCCUCCAAUGUAUAUUGUGGACACGCCUGGCAUUCUGACACCAAAAAUCCCGGACAUUGAGACGGGCAUGAGAUUGGCUUUGUGUAGCUGUCUGCCUGAUUAUUUAGUGGAAGAAGAAAAUAUCGUGGACUACCUUCUGUAUUGGAUGAACCGACGCGGACUGUUCAGAUAUGUCGACUACUACCAGAUGGAUGCACCCACCGACAGCCACCUCGAACUGCUCGCUCAUGUCGCCUUCGAGAAAAAGAAGGUCAACAAGGUCAAGGACGUAGCGACAAAUGAGUACAAGAUGAUGCCCAAUUUUAAGGAGGCUGCCAUGAUUGUUUUGAAAGCCUUCAGAGAAGGUCAUCUUGGUGGGUUUUUGUUAGACGAUGACAAAAUAUAACAAGGUAGCUCUUGUUUGACAAUCCGUUUUAAAUUAAAUUCCAUGUUGUUUAACUGCCUAUUAAUAAAUAAAUCCAUUAUGGAGUUUUAUUGACAA
Molecule: messenger RNA, 1175 nt
Organism: Gigantopelta aegis
Lineage: Eukaryota; Metazoa; Mollusca; Gastropoda; Neomphalida; Peltospiridae
Product: mitochondrial ribosome-associated GTPase 1-like
Exons: 2
Coding region: 102-1079 (325 amino acids)
Cellular component (GO): mitochondrion
Molecular function (GO): GTPase activity; GTP binding
Source: RefSeq, a predicted model, not a curated record